CAAUCUUAAGGGGUCAAUUGAAGGCUUAAAGUCUGACCUUGGAAGGACCGCGAAUGGCCAACAUUUGGAAGCAUUAAACUCGAUUAGAGAGACUCGAGAUGAAAAUAUACUAUUUCAUACACAAGCAGCACAGCGGGCUACUGAGAAUCAUUCCUUGGUCUACGGAGAACUGGGGAGCCUACAAUCGUCAAUGAAUGCUAUGACCACAAACCUUCAGCACAUCCAAAUCCAACAAUCGCAGACUUUGGAAUCCCUUGCCCAUGCUAAAGUAGAGAACUCGACGUUUUUUGCGACAGUAACCCAGCAACUUCCUUUAGAAAACGACUCCAGUACCCUAGCCAACGCAUUCCAGCCCCUAUUGGAGCAAUACAAGGACGAAUUUCUAGCAGGAGUUAAGAAGGAGUUCCGAUCAGCGGCCCGGUCUGCGUGGGAUGACAUUCUUCGAGAAGCACCCGCCGCGAUCGACAAAAUGCAGCAUCGCGGCAAGACGGCUCAACGAGUUUCCGAGCGUGUAGCGAACGAGGAUGAAGAGACGACCGAAAGAGACCUACAUACCCCCGAUCGGUAUAAGGCUACCUUAGCAGAACCGAGCCCAUUGUCCCUUGAGAGGCCGAUUCUUGGCCGGCUAGAUAGGAAAAACGCAAUGAUGCUUUACGAGAAUGAGUCGAAGUGGAAAACAAGACUGGGAUCCCUGACGAUUACCAUACGAAAUAGAGUCUAUUUCAACGAAGUCGGGCCCCCGAUAAAAAGUUACGAAUUUGCAGCGAGAUUUAACCUGUCAUCAAGUUGGAUGUCUACAGGCUUCUCGAUGACGUACGAAAAUAAAACCGAUGCGAGGGGAAGCCCAGAAUUCGGUCUUAAGUGGAAGACAUACCGCGUUAUUCCAAAAGACCACGAGGUAUUCGAGGCGAUAGGAGCCCACGACAUCCGUACUGUUCAGAACAUAUUGGCGCAAAAGCUUGUUACACCUUCAGAUAGAGGUUCGGAUGGAUGGCCGUUACUCAUGUGGGCCGUAUUAGCAGGCAGUUUGGAUAUUUGUAAAGCACUGGUACAGAGUGGUGCAGAUAUCAACGCAUGUAAUAAUGAGUAAGUGAUAUAUUAUAACUGAUUGUCAUUUUAUUGCUCUAACAUCCCUCACCCGUAUCAGCAACGCGAAUGCUCUAAGCAUAGCAUCUUCAAUGGUUUUUUCAACCAAGAAUACCCAAG
This is a messenger RNA of Daldinia caldariorum, 1206 nucleotides long. RefSeq lists its product as uncharacterized. NCBI's taxonomy places the organism in Eukaryota, Fungi, Ascomycota, Sordariomycetes, Xylariales, Hypoxylaceae. Gene Ontology annotation, molecular function: protein binding. Bases 191 to 1090 code for a protein of 299 amino acids. The record is from RefSeq and is a predicted model, not a curated record. The transcript has 2 exons.